Messenger RNA from Pogoniulus pusillus (Red-fronted tinkerbird), 1641 nucleotides. RefSeq lists its product as uncharacterized. The record is from RefSeq and is a predicted model, not a curated record. Bases 372 to 1547 code for a protein of 391 amino acids. Lineage: Eukaryota; Metazoa; Chordata; Aves; Piciformes; Lybiidae. The transcript is spliced from 9 exons. Gene Ontology annotation, molecular function: DNA binding.
GAGGCACUGGAUGAAGCAAACUUGAAUCCAGCAUGUCUGCAGAGCAGCAGCUUAAUGAAACCUGCAGCCUAAUGAGGAUUUAAACCAGGCCAUUGCUCCACAGAGAAAUCUCUUCCCUGUCCCUUGCUCAUCCUGCACCCAGGGGUCUCCAGAGAACUUUUCUGCUUCUUGAUGCUCAGUGGGGGACGGCAGGUGGGAAGCUUUCUAAAGCAGACAAAGGAGACCUGGCAAGGAACUGUGGUGAAGGGACAAGCCCAAGGUAAAGAAGUGUCUGAUCACCUCCUCUCCUGGAGCAGGCAGCUGGAUAGACAGGAGACAUUUUGCACGACUCUACACCUGGAGCUGUGCUCCCCAGCAGGUGGACAGCCCCCAUGUCAGCCAAGCUCUACGUCCUCAUCAGCUGGCCUGAUGGCAGCAGGGUGAUCAACAUGGAGAACAUCAAGGAGCCACGCAAGCCCUUCCACCUCUACACGGUGGGUGAGCAGGUGCUGGCUCGCUGUCCUGGCUUCAGUGGGCUCUACUGGGGCAUGGUGGAAGGCAUAAGUGAGCAUAAAGAUGUCCUAGAGAAGAAGCUGCUGGAAGGCAGACAGCUCCUGGAGAAGUUAAAAGAAGAACCAACUGUCCACAGCAUGAUGCCCCCCCAGCCAAAAAAAUCCAGGAAGACCUUCCCAAAAUGGAGCCCAGGGAAUGCAUCCAGGAGAUUCCACGGCGACAAGGCUUACCCUGCCAAGCCGCUGCUGAGGGCAGCAGAGACCAACCUGUCCCACGACACCAGCAGCUCCUCCAGCAUCAAGGAGAGAUGUGGCACAGCCAGCAGCUCGCUGGCAGGACCCCCUCACCCAGCCAGUGCCUUCACACCUCCAUCCACAUUUCUCGCUGUGGCCAUGCCAGGGAUGUCCCAAGGUGAAGAGGACAGAGCUGGUCCAGCUGCUAGAGAUUAUGUUGUCCUGCCAAUGAAGAGGAAGUCAGAUGGCAUCUUGUCCCAGUGCCAGCAGCACAUCUGUCUGAACAGCUGUGAAGAGCAAAAGCUGAGUGCUCUGCAAGACACAGAUGACCUUGAGAGGGUUGAGAAAAGUCCUGGUCCUGGUGAAAUGGAAAGGGCAGAGAAGAUGGAGCAGCUGGAAAAGAUGGUGUUGAACCUCCAAAAGGAUGUCCUCUCUCUGAAGAAGAAGGUCCAGAGGCUGGAAUCCCUGUCCUUCCAGGAGGAGCCUCACGGGCAGCCUUGUGAGGUGGUGGAGCUGUUCAAUGGCUACACCAAGGAACAGCUGAGGGAGACCAUUCGCUUUGACCAGAAGAUCAGCACUGCCUGCAAGACACUGCUCUACAAGCUCUUCACAUCUGACUACAUCCAGAGCCACUCCAUCACAGGGAGGAGGGGCAACACCUUCCGAGAGGCCAAGCCCAUGAUGGAUGAACGCUGCAUCAAAAUCAUCAGGGUGCUGCUGAAGCAGAAGUUUGGAGAUCACCUCAGUGACACUGUGAUCACAGAGAAGAUCCAAAACGUGCAGAAAGCCCUCAGGCAGAAGUUUAAGGCAGAGUGUCUCUGAUGCAGGAUUGGGUGAAGGGACUUGGUGGCUCUUCCUACUGUGCUCAUUGAUGUGUCUGAGCAUCCCUGCUGGGGAAAAAAAGAUGAGGCCAAUC